Messenger RNA from Lucilia sericata (common green bottle fly), 546 nucleotides. RefSeq names its product attacin-A-like. Gene Ontology annotation, biological process: defense response to bacterium. The coding region runs from base 81 to 473 and encodes 130 amino acids. The record is from RefSeq and is a predicted model, not a curated record. NCBI's taxonomy places the organism in Eukaryota, Metazoa, Arthropoda, Insecta, Diptera, Calliphoridae. Gene Ontology annotation, cellular component: extracellular region. The transcript is spliced from 2 exons.
CUACACUUAAUCCAUCAGAAAACAGUAUUCCACAAGACUUUCCUACAGCACAACACAACGCAAAAUAAUAAUAUAACAAAAUGACUACAAAUAUGGGUGGAUCUUGCAACACAAAUCCCAGAGAUCAAAGCAAUGAUGUUGUCCUAAAUGUUACCAGGACUAUGGGAGAUGAAAAAAAUAAUGCCGCAGUGGGUGCCUUUGUGGCGGCAAAUGAUCAUCGUGGACCCAAAAUGGGUACAGUAGGAGCUUUUGGCAAUGUUAAUAGUAAUGGCCAUGGCCUCUCUGUGGGUGUUAAUCAUACUCCUAAGUUUAAUAUGACAACUGUGGAAGCUACUGCCAAGGCAAAUCUUUGGACCUCGUCUAAUCAGAAUACAUCUAUUAAUGCUCACGCUACUCAUAGUCAGCAUGUUAGUGGUCCUAUGACUGGUUUUAAAAGUAACAAUUAUGGUUUUGGUAUUAAUCAUAGAUUUUAGAAAAGUAUUUUAAAUUAUCAAUAUUUAUAGUGGUUUAUUAUUUAUUUAUAAUCUUAUUUGCAUUGUUCCUGGA